GUUUAGUUGUAAAACACAACAGUAGACGAGACACAAGAGUUACUAGAGACUGCAAGUUAUAACAAAAUGUGGAAAUUUAGCUUCACGACCAUAAUACUAGCCGCUUUGCUGACGGCGCGCUUGUGCAACGGCGAGUGCAAUGUUUGCAACGACAACGGCGCUGCCUGCAUAACAAAUACCACCUUUCAGCUAUGCUUUAGCGGCGUAGCACAGGGUGACGUAUAUUCCUGCCCGAAUGCCGGUCAAGUUUGCACCAAUUUGGGUGCGAUUUGUCUCGAUUCCGCGAGCAGUACAAGUAUUCAAGCCGAUUGUGGCAACACAGAACAAUGUGGACUCUGCACUGGUGUUGCAGAUGGCAGUUACGCAUGCACCAGCCACACCACUUUUGUCAUGUGUCAAGGUGAAGAGCCCUCAAGCAUAACUGCCACCUGUCCCAGCGAUAACGUUUGCUUAACUUCCCGUGCGAAUGAAGGUGUAAGUCCUUGUGCUAGUCAGUGUUUGACAAAUAUUGCCGAUAUGUGCGAUAUUACAUCUCCGGAUGCCACAACUGUCACGCCCACAACGGUCACAACUGAGACGGCCAGUACACAAACAGCCUCGACUGUAACAACGACAACUGCCGCCUCCACAACUGAGAGUAGUUCCAGUGCAGGCACGACUGCAAGUGUGGAGGAAACUGUGUGUGGUAGUCAAACUGCAGUAGGUCGCUACCCGAAUCCGAAUGACGCCACAUGUCGAACUUAUAUCUACUGCAGUAUGCGUUCAACUGGUAGUUUAGGUGGUAUUCUGAUGACUUGCCCGGGCUCAACAUACUUUAAUUCGAGUGCAAUUGAAUGUCAAGCUGCUCUGCCAUCGGGUUGUACUUACUGGCGCCCGUUUUUCGCUGUGUAUGUUAUCAUACCGAUACUCCACGAAAGCGCCGCGACUUGUUACAAUUGCAAUAGUAAUGGCGUCGCCUGCGCCAGCAACAACACAUUUCAUCUUUGCUUCGGCGGUUUGCCAAAUUUAGGCGAAGAAUUCAGCUGCCCGAAUGAGGAUGAGGUCUGCACCGCACUGGGCCCAGUUUGUAUGGAUCCCAGCAGUAAUCCUAAUAUAGCAGCCGCCUGCGGCAAUACCAAGCAAUGCGGUCAGUGCGCCGAUGUUAUGGAUGGUGGCUUCACUUGCACCAGCCGGACCACAUUCACUAUGUGCAUGGGAUAUGCGCUGACCGAUAUACGCGCGUCCUGUCCCACCGGUCAAGUAUGUCGCACAUCGGUGGCGCAGACCGGUAGUGUGCCGUGCGUAAAUGAAUGCCUAACGGAUUCAAAUGAUAUGUGUGAUGUAAGUGUGGCUGUAGAUGCGCCACCAAGCAGUGAGUCAGCUGGAACAACUGUAAUUAUACAACCCACACCGCCAGCGGAGACAACUACAACAACCGCAAUCAUACAACCUACACCUGCAAUAAACACAACUACAACACAACUAGGGACCACCGCAGAACCGUCUGCUACUUCUACUACAGUUUCAACAAAUGAUGCAACAAGUGUGGCACCUACGACCAGUCCAUCACCAGUGGAGUUCUGUGCAAGUCAAACACUUGUUGGCCGUUAUUCGAAUCCCGCUGACAACAGUUGUACCACCUACUUGUAUUGCUCAAGCUCUGGUUCUGGCUCGGGCCUUACUGCGCACAUAAUGCAGUGUCCUGUUGGGAAAUUUUUUAAUGCGGAAAUAAGAAGCUGUCAAUCUGUUAAAGCAAAUGACUGUGUUUGA
This is a messenger RNA of Bactrocera neohumeralis, 1749 nucleotides long. RefSeq names its product mucin-2-like. Lineage: Eukaryota; Metazoa; Arthropoda; Insecta; Diptera; Tephritidae. The transcript is spliced from 8 exons. The record is from RefSeq and is a predicted model, not a curated record. Gene Ontology annotation, cellular component: extracellular region. Bases 67 to 1749 code for a protein of 560 amino acids. Gene Ontology annotation, molecular function: chitin binding.